Molecule: messenger RNA, 3902 nt
Organism: Homo sapiens (human)
Lineage: Eukaryota; Metazoa; Chordata; Mammalia; Primates; Hominidae
Gene: MAP3K7CL
Product: MAP3K7 C-terminal like
Exons: 8
Coding region: 2440-2907 (155 amino acids)
Source: RefSeq, a predicted model, not a curated record
AGGAGCCCAGCUGGCUUCACCCAGUGGAUCACGCACUAGGGCUACAGGUGGAGCUGCUUGCCAGUCCGCCGCCGUGAGCCCACACUCCUCAGCCCUUGGGUGGUUGAUGGGACUGGGCGCUGUGGAGCAGCGGGCGGCGCUCGUCGCGGAGGCUCGGGCAUGGCGGGCUGCAGGUCCCUAGCCCUGCCCUGCAGGAAGACAGCUAAGGCCAGGCGAGAAAUUGAGCACGGCAGCUGCUGGCCCAGGUGCUAAGCCCCUCAACUGCCCGGGGCCGGUGGGGCCGGCAGGCGGCUCCGAGUUGCGAGGUCCGCGGGGCCCACGCCCACCCGGAACUCACGCUGGCCCGCAAGCACCGCGCGCAGCCCCGGUUCCUGCCCGCACCUCUCCCUCCACACCUCCCCGCAAGCUGAGGGAGCCGGCUCCGGCCUCGGCCAGCCCAGGAAGGCGCUCCCACAGCGCAGUGGUGGGCUGAAGGGCUCCUCAAGUGCCGCCAAAGUGGGAGCCCAGGCAGAGGAGGCGCCGAGAGCGAGGGAGGGCUGUGAGGACUGCCAGCACGCUGUCACCUCUCAAUAGCAGCCCAAACAGAUUAAGACAUGGGAGGUAUGGUCUCUAUUCUUACCAUCCAGACGUAUGUGAAGUAAAACCAGAGAACAACACAAAGCAAUCAAGAGGGUUUUUGCGCAGAGUUUGCAAAACGCCAAGGAGACUGUAGGUUUCUGUUAUAGUGAUUCAAAAGCCUGGGAUCCUCAUGUUAGGUGCUGCCUGAAAACAUGGCCUCCAGCCUCCAGGAGAGCUAAAAGCCGUGAGGAUUGGGGGUUGGGGAUGUCUGAGCCAUCUUAGGAUUCUGAUAAGGACUCAGUUCACUAUUUGUUUCUAGUUACUUUGUUUCUGUUUUUUUCAUUUUUUGUUUGUGUUAAAGUUUUAACCCCUGUACGUCAGAAUUGUUUAAUGUUUUUGGCUUGUCUAUGUGUUUUGAUUUUUUUUGUAUUAUUAUUUAAUUUUCCCAAUUCCCAUUAAAUCCUUAACCUCCUGACUUUUCUUUUUCUGCCUCCAUUUGUAUUGUUUAUUUCAUGUUACUAUAUCAUCUUAUGUUUCAGUAUUUUUCUGUUGAAUUUUAAUUCUUUUGUUUGGCUUUGGAGUCUGACUCAUUUUGUGUUGGCUCAUUAUUUUGCUUCAGGAUAUUUUUGUUGUUGUUAAAAUCUUUUAAUAUUCCUUUAUAAAUUUAAAUUUUUUUCUCUUUUAAUCGAAUUUAUUUGGGCUUAAGAGGGCACAAUAAUUUAUACCCUUAUUCACUUUCUGAGUUUGGAAACAACCAAGAAAAUAGAGGGGUCAGGAGGCUGGAAUUCAGAGUCUCGCUGGACUACAGAGAACGUGGCUUAGGGUGAAAGCACAGGCAUGCUGGGCAUCAUUGCUGCUUUGCACUGAUCAGAGAAGGAGAGACUUUAAAUGGGUUAACUCCAUGCAAUCAAGAAAGGUAGCCCCAUGUCAAUCCCUUACCAGUGAGGUAACUUCCAAUGUGGGUCAGAAGGAGUGGAUUGAGAGGCCGAGAACUGGGGGUAACCAAAAGAGUAAGACUAAACAAUACUCUCCUCUCAAUAUAAUUGUUACUUUUGUUCAUCUCCCUGUAAACCUCCCUCCCACUCUUCUGCCUUUUAUCUAUGGAGUGGGGAUGAGGUUGAGGGGAGACUCGGCCUACGACUACCAUGUUGGUCCCACAGCUCCACUUAGUUUCUGUCAAGCACACAUGAGACAAGGCAUGGCUAAGGUAAAGUCCUGACUGAUUCGACUGGUAAAGAUGCAAGGACACUUUUUUAGAAUCAGACCGUUUAUUCAUUACAUAGAUGACAAAAGGAAGACUAGCCAAAUGUGCCAACUCCUUGAGGUCAUUGUUCUGCUCAUCAAAAAGAAUGACACUGAAACCAAAGGGACUUGGAGAUUGCAAUGCGAGUUGGGUAAUGCAGCUCGGUGGUUUUGUGUUCUGCCACUCUAUUAAGAGAGGGUGAAGCAGGAAGACCCACGUCUCAUCAGAACACUGGAGGUGAUGAGAAACUGCUUCAUGACAGCUUCCCAGAUGUACAAGGGCAGCCGUGGGGCUGGCAACAGCUUCGUAAUCCUGGCUUCCUGCUUUCUGGGUCAAAGCCCUGGUGGUGUGUUCUUGAUAUCGGUCCAUCUAGUGGCGUUGUUUGAUUCCUCCCACCUUGCUGAUCAUUCGUAGUGUAGCCCCCAAGGUGUGGAAUAACCCUUAAGCCCUUACCGGGGUCCUUCUGGACUGAGAAUUGUUGUAAAGUAAUACUGCUCAGGUGAAAGACAACUUGAGUGGUUAAAUUACUGUCAUGCAAAGCGACUAGAUGGUUCAGCUGAUUGCACCUUUAGAAGUUAUGUGGAACGAGGCAGCAGAUCUUAAGUAUUUCAGUUUUAUGCUCUGCAACAAGUUUGGCCAUGUUGGAGGACAAUCCAAAGGUCAGCAAGUUGGCUACUGGCGAUUGGAUGCUCACUCUGAAGCCAAAGUCUAUUACUGUGCCCGUGGAAAUCCCCAGCUCCCCUCUGGAUGAUACACCCCCUGAAGACUCCAUUCCUUUGGUCUUUCCAGAAUUAGACCAGCAGCUACAGCCCCUGCCGCCUUGUCAUGACUCCGAGGAAUCCAUGGAGGUGUUCAAACAGCACUGCCAAAUAGCAGAAGAAUACCAUGAGGUCAAAAAGGAAAUCACCCUGCUUGAGCAAAGGAAGAAGGAGCUCAUUGCCAAGUUAGAUCAGGCAGAAAAGGAGAAGGUGGAUGCUGCUGAGCUGGUUCGGGAAUUCGAGGCUCUGACGGAGGAGAAUCGGACGUUGAGGUUGGCCCAGUCUCAAUGUGUGGAACAACUGGAGAAACUUCGAAUACAGUAUCAGAAGAGGCAGGGCUCGUCCUAACUUUAAAUUUUUCAGUGUGAGCAUACGAGGCUGAUGACUGCCCUGUGCUGGCCAAAAGAUUUUUAUUUUAAAUGAAUAGUGAGUCAGAUCUAUUGCUUCUCUGUAUUACCCACAUGACAACUGUCUAUAAUGAGUUUACUGCUUGCCAGCUUCUAGCUUGAGAGAAGGGAUAUUUUAAAUGAGAUCAUUAACGUGAAACUAUUACUAGUAUAUGUUUUUGGAGAUCAGAAUUCUUUUCCAAAGAUAUAUGUUUUUUUCUUUUUUAGGAAGAUAUGAUCAUGCUGUACAACAGGGUAGAAAAUGAUAAAAAUAGACUAUUGACUGACCCAGCUAAGAAUCGUGGGCUGAGCAGAGUUAAACCAUGGGACAAACCCAUAACAUGUUCACCAUAGUUUCACGUAUGUGUAUUUUUAAAUUUCAUGCCUUUAAUAUUUCAAAUAUGCUCAAAUUUAAACUGUCAGAAACUUCUGUGCAUGUAUUUAUAUUUGCCAGAGUAUAAACUUUUAUACUCUGAUUUUUAUCCUUCAAUGAUUGAUUAUACUAAGAAUAAAUGGUCACAUAUCCUAAAAGCUUCUUCAUGAAAUUAUUAGCAGAAACCAUGUUUGUAACCAAAGCACAUUUGCCAAUGCUAACUGGCUGUUGUAAUAAUAAACAGAUAAGGCUGCAUUUGCUUCAUGCCAUGUGACCUCACAGUAAACAUCUCUGCCUUUGCCUGUGUGUGUUCUGGGGGAGGGGGGACAUGGAAAAAUAUUGUUUGGACAUUACUUGGGUGAGUGCCCAUGAAAACAUCAGUGAACUUGUAACUAUUGUUUUGUUUUGGAUUUAAGGAGAUGUUUUAGAUCAGUAACAGCUAAUAGGAAUAUGCGAGUAAAUUCAGAAUUGAAACAAUUUCUCCUUGUUCUACCUAUCACCACAUUUUCUCAAAUUGAACUCUUUGUUAUAUGUCCAUUUCUAUUCAUGUAACUUCUUUUUCAUUAAACAUGGAUCAAAACUGA